Esox lucius (northern pike) is the source of this 1818-nucleotide messenger RNA. It is a transcript of the gene gucy1b2, whose product is annotated as guanylate cyclase 1, soluble, beta 2. Gene Ontology annotation, cellular component: guanylate cyclase complex, soluble. Gene Ontology annotation, biological process: cGMP biosynthetic process; response to oxygen levels. The record is from RefSeq and is a predicted model, not a curated record. NCBI's taxonomy places the organism in Eukaryota, Metazoa, Chordata, Actinopteri, Esociformes, Esocidae. Gene Ontology annotation, molecular function: guanylate cyclase activity; heme binding.
UCCAUGACAAAAUCUCAAUGUCUCCUACAAUUCUGUGAACAUCAUGAACAACCCAGGACAGUGUUUUCAAUACCUCAGGAUCAGUGGAGCGUGGGGCCAUCCAGGUGUAGCCCAGGUGACCCAGGUGUCGCCCAGUGUGUCCUGAACCGGAGCCCGUGGACACGACACAUUAGAGUAGCGAUGACCGUGCGGGUGACGUGUCCGUGUUUUGGCCGCAGACUUGCCUUCUGAGGCGGUGCUGAAACUUUUCGGGGAGUACUUCUUCAGCUUCUGUAAGAUGGCGGGCUAUGACACCAUGCUGCAUAUGCUGGGCGGGAACCUGGUGGAAUUCAUUGAGAACUUGGAUUCUCUUCACAGCUACCUGGCUCUCUCAUACCAGGAGAUGAACGCUCCGUCGUUCCAUGUCGAGAAGAGGGACGAUGGUAGGAUGUUGCUUCAUUACUACUCUGACUGGAAAAGCCUGUAUCACAUUGUGCCAGGCAUCGUUUCAGCGGUUGCUAAAGGCCUCUUUGACACUGAAGGGAAGAAAGAGCAUGUGGUUUUCCUGAUCUCUCAGAGCAUCAGAGGGUUAAAGAGAGAUUUCUGCCAUGAAAGAGGCAUAAAUGAGCUUUGGAAGGAGACCCUGGAGAGGGUAGGAGCCAGGUGUACCCUGCCCUGCUGGGAAAAGAUCACACUGGGAACUGCCAACCUGCGAAUGUCAUUCACACCCUGCUACCCGGAAAAGCUUUGGAUCGAGGAACAAGCAUUCUGCAACGCUUUUCCUUUCCAUAUCGUCUUCGGUAAAGAUCUCAAGGUGAAGCAGACUGGGGUUAACAUCCAGAAGUUUGUCCCUGGGCUGCAGACAAUGGACAUCCGUCUGGAUAAAUACUUCAGCAUCGUCCAUCGGCAAGUGACCUUCAACAUUGAGCGCAUCAGGAUGUUCAUCAACAGCCAGUUUGUCCCGAAGACCAGAAGGGAGAUGGUGCCUCUGGCUUCUCAGUAUCAGUCCAUGCUCAAACUCAGAGGUCAGAUGGUGUGGAUGGAGACUCUGGGCUGUAUGAUGUACCUGUGUUACCCGAAGCUGCGCAGCCUGCAGGAAUUAGAGGAGAAGGGUCUGCACAUCUCCGACAUGGCCCGGCAUGACACCAACCAGGACCUCAUCCUGCUCAACCAGCAGCGUCUGGCAGAAAUAGAGCUGUCCACUCAGCUGGAGCACAAGAAGGAGGAACUCGGGAUCCUCUCGCUCCACCUUGAGGCAGAGAGGAAGAAGACAGAGACUCUGCUAUACGCCAUGCUACCUCGCCAUGUAGCCAACCAGCUGAAGGAAGGAAAGAAGGUGGAGGCAGGUGAGUUCCAGGUGUGCACCAUUCUGUUCAGUGAUGUGGUCACCUUCACCAACAUUCAGAAUGUCAACAUGCUCAACUCCAUGUACUCCAAGUUUGAUUGUCUCACCAGUGUCCACGACGUGUACAAGGUGGAGACUAUUGGUGAUGCCUACAUGGUUGUGGGUGGGGUGCCCAUCCCAGCUGACAGCCAUGCAGAACGUGUGGCUAACUUUGCCCUCGGGAUGCAUAUCGCAGCCCGGAAGGUGUCUAACCCUGUCACUGGGCAACGCAUCCAGGAGGACAUGAGGUCUUGGCCCACACCUCCUGAGUACCAGGCCCAAAAGAUUUGUUGCUGCUCCUGUCCAAAGUACUGAUUGUGUUGAAGAUCAAGACGAUACCUGACGAUUCCAGCUGGCACUCUGCUCGGUUUGUCCCUGUCCUUGUCCAUCUGCUCAUGCUUCUGACCUGGAUUAGGUUUCAUAGACUCUAUAGACUGAACUCAGUAUCAUAGAGU